Haemonchus placei is the source of this 582-nucleotide messenger RNA. Lineage: Eukaryota; Metazoa; Nematoda; Chromadorea; Rhabditida; Trichostrongylidae. The record is from the annotation of a GenBank genome assembly.
GAGGUCCGAAAGGUCAUCUGGCAUGGUAAGGGCGAUUAUCUAGCUUCAGUUGCUGUAGAUGAUAUCGCUUCAUCGGUAUAUAUACAUCAGAUGAGCAGAGCUAGAUCUCAGAGUCCAUUCACGAAGAGAAAAGGUUAUGUUCAAUGUGUUGCUUUCCAUCCUUCUCUGCCGCGGCUGUUCGUUGCCACAAGAAUUCAUGUCAGGGUGUACGACUUGGCACGGUGUCAACUUGUCAAGAAGUGUGUUACUGGUGUCAAACAUAUUGCUGCCAUGGUGCCAGACAUUCAGGGAGAAAAUCUUUUUGUGGGUGGACUUGAUCGCAAAUUUGUAUGGCUCGAUUUGCAAUUAUCAUCAAAACCUUGGAAAAGUUUCAAACAUCAUAGCUCAGCCAUCCGGGGCGUGGCUUACCAUAGGAGAAUACAUGUAGAUCUGUUCAAGGAUAAUGAAAUAUAUCCAGUGAAAAGGUUGGAAGGUCAUACAAUGGUGGAUGGUCUGUCAAUGUUAGAUACUGUAUGGCACCCCACUCAACCAUGGCUGAUCACCGCAGGAGCCGACGGAACGAUAGCUUUGUUUAGCUAUUGA